AUGGCUGUGGCCUCUACGCUCUUCUAUCGACACCGCACCCAUGUAAUUGAUGUUAAUUCUUCACGCAACAAGGUGACGUAUCUUCGGGUAGAUGUCGGAGAUGCGCAUGAGAUCACAAAGAAAGUACUCCAAGCUGUCGCGUUCCUGACGGCUAUCACUGCGUUUGGAGCGGGAAGUACAAAUGCGACCGCCUCAAAGACGGCACUAGAUGAAGACAUUAAGCUCAGCAAAGCCUUCGGUGGAUAUAAGGGGGAUGCAUUUUCUGAUAUCGCUGGUAUCCGACUUGGGCAAAAUGUGAGUUCCAUCUCCAUCCGUGGUGAUAAACGGAUAAAUGCCAUCUCAAUUAAUAUUGGGAACCCAAUCGAAGCAACUUGGGAUCAUGGUGGACCUGAAGGGACAGCAGUAACACUUGCACUUGAAGCAGAUGAAUAUAUUUGUUCGAUGGAAAUUCACUGGGGUAGAAAGAAUUCCAACUUUCGCGUCUUUUAUUUAAACUUUACAACUAGUGCCAACCACAGUAUUGCAAGUGGAACUCAGACGAAUAAGGCUGAGACCGUCAUGGCUCCUGAAGGAUUUAAGCUCAGUGGGUUCUAUGGUCGUGCAGAUAACGAGGUGGAUCAACUUGGGAUUAUUUGGACACGGAGAUCGGCAAAAGCUGCGGAACUCCGAGAUGUCAUGGAAAGAGACUGGUAUGGCAAUCGUAUUCGCAACUGGGUGGGUCCUACUAUUGGAAAUCCGAAGGAUUCAGCGUGCUAUAGGAGAACGUUGCCGUAUAAUGCUACUGGGGUAUGUCCUGCAGGCUAUAGUACACACGACAAAGCUGAAGGCAAAUGCAUUGCUGAAUGUCCGCUCUCAUAUCCUGUGAGCUGCUUUUUGGAGUGCAUACCGCAAAAUGACAAUUGUUUCUUAGAGAUUGCACAGAAAGGCGUAGCUGUGUUGGCUGCGAUUGUUAACGUAGCUACAGCAGGCAUUUUUGGUGCUGUCCUGUCAUUUUACCAGUCUAGAAAGCGAGAAUUCUUUUGCUCGGCAAAUAUUGUUGGUGUUCUCAGGUCGCUUACGUAUUAUAUUAGAUUUCGACAAACUACUGCACCGCAUGGAACAGUUGAGGAACUUUUAGCGGUGGCGUAUCAAUCGGAUGUUGUCUUGGUAGACUUGCCCGUGGCAAUAUGUCAUUGCUUAGGUUACGAAGUACCAGCGACCAUGGUAUUUUCCGGUAUUGUGAUGAUGAUUGUGGAGGUUAUUGUGAAGCAAGCGAUUGUUAACGGCGACCAAAUUUUGUUCUCUGCACAAAAUGUUUUUAAUCUCUUGUACAACGUCAGCGCAUUUAAUUCGCCUCAUUCCAGCGUUGAGGAACUGCAGGAUCUCAUGGAUACCAACUCGACUUGUGGUUAUCAGCUCAAGCGUUUGACUGACCAUGUAAUUAUCUCCGUAAACACUUAUCGUAUUAAGCACCCAAAUGCUACAGUUAACGAUAUUCGGGUAGAUCUUAGCAGAUCAUCACUUGUCUUACAGGAGAUUCCUGCCGCAACGAACAAUUGUAUGGAUGAAUUACUUGCAUACAAAACGAAACAAGCUGCGUUUGAGACGCGAGAUUUAUUGCGCAAGACGUUUGGUGUAAUUGUUGAUCAACUUGUCGAGUCGGCAAUGACAGACAAAGGAAAUUUUGUCGCAGAGUCACAGUUUGUAUUGGAAGCGACAAACAUUGCACUAACAACGCUUGCUGGAUUAGAUCCAACUCGAAUUGUCUGGUUGGCAUCUCAAUUUGUCCAGCCAACAUGUGGACCUACAGCUUUGAUAGGAGAGAUCGAUGACGGAUCAUUGUACGAUGCUUUGGGCUUGAAGACUAUAGACGAAGCCUUUGUUGGAAGCUACGGCACAUGGACGAAAAAAGGAGACGGAAUGGUCAAUCUCAUCUUCACUAGCAUUGAUACGAAAGAUGUAUCGGUUGUUAUUUACUCUGGUGGCCACUCACUCACCGAAGUGCGUGUUGAAGCCGGUGGCAUGGCGACAUGGAAUUCGACUGUCAAGGAACUGCAAGACAAGACGAUGUAUCUGGAUCGCUGGCGCCCCAGUUUCCUUAACUUUCCUACAAAGGGAGGUGGAUCGCUUAAAUUAUGGGUUCCCAGGGCAUCAGAAGGUGGUCACUUGACCUUGCAUGUCCGAAUAAAUGUAGCAUAG
Plasmopara halstedii is the source of this 2178-nucleotide messenger RNA. Its product is annotated as Mannose-binding lectin. The coding region runs from base 1 to 2178 and encodes 725 amino acids. The record is from RefSeq and is a predicted model, not a curated record. The transcript is spliced from 3 exons. NCBI's taxonomy places the organism in Eukaryota, Oomycota, Peronosporomycetes, Peronosporales, Peronosporaceae.